AUGCAACGUCCGAACGACCCUUUAGCUCAGCGGGCUUUAUUAAAUUUCAAUAUAACAGGCCCUGAUCUGUAUGAUUUAUUUGGGAAAUAUGGACCUAUAAGACAAAUCAGAUUGGGUACAGACCAAAAUCUGAAAACAAAAGGAACGGCUUAUGUGGUAUACGAAUCUCCCGACGAUGCGAAAGAAGCCAUAACCCAUUUAAAUGGAUUUCACUUGAUGGAGAGAUAUAUCGUCGUACUCUAUCAUCAUCCAUCGAAACAACAAGCGUCAGCAUUGGCUAAAGCAGAGUUGCGAGCUAGGGAAACAGCCUUGGCAGAGGAGAAGAAAAGGCUGGGAUUGAAAGAUGAUCAAUAA
Messenger RNA from Kwoniella shivajii, 354 nucleotides. RefSeq lists its product as uncharacterized. The transcript has 3 exons. Gene Ontology annotation, molecular function: RNA binding. Gene Ontology annotation, biological process: positive regulation of mRNA splicing, via spliceosome. Gene Ontology annotation, cellular component: spliceosomal complex. Bases 1 to 354 code for a protein of 117 amino acids. The record is from RefSeq and is a predicted model, not a curated record. Lineage: Eukaryota; Fungi; Basidiomycota; Tremellomycetes; Tremellales; Cryptococcaceae.